AUGUCCCCCGUCCCGGCCGCAGCCGCCGCUAUCAAGGGCAAGCUGGGCGAUGUGCGCCAGUACUUGGCCGCCGGUGCGGGGAUGGAAGAUGGCCAGACCUCGGUAUUCCCUCACCACGCCGGGGAGGAAACGGACGGGGGUGUUGAGGACGACACCAUCGCUGCCGGGCCGUUCACGGCGGUGAAAGAGGUCGUGGCUCCUCUAGACCGGGCCAACGUCGACACAGACCGCAUCUUACCAAAGAAACUCUAUCGGGGGUCCCAAAACGGAGACCGGUGCCCGUUAGGGGACCUGCCGGAUCUGUGUACUGAUAUACCCCACUACCACCACCUACGACACAUUCUGUACAACCAUCCUCCGCCGCGGGCUGCGCGGCGGGUUGUUUUACAACCACCGUUGGCGUCCGGAUGGUCAUUGGACCACGCGUUUGUCCUCAACCGACAGCCUUACAACACCAACCGGUCCAAAGUUCUGCUCAGCACGGGCCCUAACUUUGGUUGCGGCAGCUCGCGUGAGCAUGCCGUGUGGGCGCUGCUGGACUUUGGUAUCAAGGUUGUUUUUGCCUCGUCGUUUGGCGACAUUUUAUACGGGAAUUCCUUCAAGAACGGGCUCCUGCCGGCCGUUAUGGACCAAAAGGACAUCCCUGUCCUGCUCACGGAGGCGGAGGCAGGUCGGGAGAUCGAGGUUGUCUAA
Molecule: messenger RNA, 693 nt
Organism: Chaetomium fimeti
Lineage: Eukaryota; Fungi; Ascomycota; Sordariomycetes; Sordariales; Chaetomiaceae
Product: Aconitase/3-isopropylmalate dehydratase
Exons: 2
Coding region: 1-693 (230 amino acids)
Source: RefSeq, a predicted model, not a curated record